This is a messenger RNA of Hypoxylon trugodes, 1602 nucleotides long. RefSeq names its product MFS general substrate transporter. The transcript is spliced from 2 exons. Gene Ontology annotation, biological process: transmembrane transport. The record is from RefSeq and is a predicted model, not a curated record. NCBI's taxonomy places the organism in Eukaryota, Fungi, Ascomycota, Sordariomycetes, Xylariales, Hypoxylaceae. The coding region runs from base 1 to 1602 and encodes 533 amino acids. Gene Ontology annotation, molecular function: transmembrane transporter activity.
AUGACCCAGGAUCAGGAAAAGGAGGACUCAAUUGCCCCUUCAGGGGUCAUACCUCUAGCAAAACCGACAGACCAUUCCCAAGGAGCCCACAGCUCCGAGAAGGAAGAUCCUAUCGUUGAAGAUGUCGAGACAGGAAAUCAGACACAGCAGUGCGAUGAACCCCCUUAUUCCGUUUUCUCGCAUCGAGAAAAGGCUACUAUGAUCCUCAUCGCGUCCUUCACCGCCGUGAUCUCGCCCCUGUCAGGGGCAAUCUACCUCCCAGCUAUACCGUCAAUCGCCAGAGACCUAAGUAUCUCCACAUCUCUUGUUAACCUUACAGUAACAACAUACCUAGUCCUGCAGGGAGUCGCCCCGUCAUUCAUCGCUAAUUUCUCCGAUGUAUACGGACGCCGUCCAGCCUAUAUGAUCUGCUGCAUCAUCUAUCUCGCAGCCAAUAUAGGUCUAGCAUCACAAAAUACAUUCGCCGCUCUAAUCACCCUCCGCUGUCUCCAGAGCUGCGGAAGUAGCGCGACCGUCGCUUUGGGCAGCGCCGUAGCCGCCGACCUAGCCACUCGUGCGGAACGCGGCAAGUAUCUCGGCUACGCCGCUAUGGGAAUAACGCUCGGUCCGGCACUAGGUCCCGUUAUUGGCGGGUUGAUAGAUCAAUAUUUAGGAUGGCGAUCCAUAUUUUGGUUCUUGGCCAUUCUCUCUGGUGUAUUAUUUAUAAUCCUAUUCAUCUUCCUUCCGGAAACCUGCCGAAAUGUCGUAGGUAAUGGUUCCGUCCCUUCACCAUGGUGGAACAUGUCUCUCCUAGGGUACAUCAAGCAGCGUCGCCAACGAAACCAGAAGGCCGAGGCCGAUAACGGGACAAUUAAGCCCUCUCGAAAGCGCCCAAAUCCUUUUGCAUCCCUUAAGAUACUUGCCGAGAAAGAAGGUUGCAUUACUCUCGGUUUCGGCUCUAUUAUGUACGGUGGCUACUAUAUGCUUUUAACAACAUUAUCCAGCGAACUUUCGUCACGCUUUGGAUUUUCCUCCGUCAUCAUCGGGUUAUGCUAUCUCCCCCUCGGUGUUGGGAGCUUGUUAUACCGGCAUACCGGUGGUUUCUUACUAGACUGGAAUUUUCGCCGCCACUCGCGAGCCACCGGUAUCGUCAUCACCCACAACCGCCAGCAGGACGUCGCCGCUCUACCUAUCGAAAAGAUCCGCCUUGAAAUAUCCUUGCCAUUUGUUUAUUUAGCAUGCUUAGCCAUCGUGGCGUAUGGCUGGACCAUGCAAACCAAGGCGCCCCUGGUAGGCAUCGAGAUCUCGCUAUUCUUCUGUGGGUUGCUCAUCGGAGCUGCUGUAAAUGGACUGAAUACGCUGAUAGUGGAUACGCACGUCAAUAUGCCAGCUACGGCGGUCGCGGCGAAUAAUUUAUGUAGAUGCCUCGUCGGUGCUGCGGCGGCGGCAAUAGGCGGUCCUUUGACAGGGCGAAUAGGAAUAGGCUGGACAAGCGUCUUUAUCGUCGGCGUUGUAAUUUUCCUGAGUCCUUUGCUAUGGUUGGUAAUGGCCAAAGGACCAACAUGGAGGCAGGCAGAGAAGAACAAGGAAAAUCCAAACACGGAAGAUGAUGCCUGUAGAUAA